AUGACGGCCAUCCGACUACGCGAAUUUGUAGAGCGUCGUCCAGUGGCUCCACCUAGCAUAUUUAUCAGUCACCAAGGAAAGGACAUCAGAGGUUAUUAUCCCGGGCAACUGGCAAGACUCCAUUUUGACCACAGUGUGAAAAGGGUUCCAAGACCCCUCAUAGACUUGGCAAUUCCACCCAAGAGCCAAACUCCGUAUCAGCCUCAACUUGACCAGCAAACACUCAUUCGAUACAUUUGUUUUAGAAGAUUGUCAAGUCCUACAGCCACAUGGUAUAAUCAAUCAACUUACCUGAGAGACUACUCCCUGCCGUUUUAUGACACUGGUUUGGAUCAUAAAGUAGGCACAAUUUUAUCAAAUCCUAGACCACUCAAUUCACUACCGGAAGUCUACUGCUGUGACGAGAGAAGCAGCUUUGCAAGGAGCACUUUCUAAAACUAACAUAAGCAUGGUAUUCCAAGAAAACAACUGUGGGCAUCUCUUAGUGAGUAAAUUCAUGGGAACAGCACUGCCUUUCAGUGUGUAUACAGACGGAUCUAAUCCCAGACAAAUUUUGCGUUGACAAUUCUCCUCAGGGGAGAUUG
Messenger RNA from Peromyscus californicus insignis, 584 nucleotides. RefSeq names its product chromosome unknown C1orf100 homolog (gene Spmip3). The transcript is spliced from 4 exons. Lineage: Eukaryota; Metazoa; Chordata; Mammalia; Rodentia; Cricetidae. Bases 1 to 435 code for a protein of 144 amino acids. The record is from RefSeq and is a predicted model, not a curated record.